This is a messenger RNA of Labrus bergylta (ballan wrasse), 834 nucleotides long. RefSeq names its product gamma-crystallin M3. The record is from RefSeq and is a predicted model, not a curated record. Gene Ontology annotation, molecular function: structural constituent of eye lens. Gene Ontology annotation, biological process: lens development in camera-type eye; visual perception. NCBI's taxonomy places the organism in Eukaryota, Metazoa, Chordata, Actinopteri, Labriformes, Labridae.
GCAAUCAGGGAUCAGGUCGGACAGCAACAUGGGCAGAAUCAUUUUCUACGAGGACAAGAACUUCCAGGGUCGCUCCUAUGAGACCAGCAGUGACUGUCCUGAGCUAACCUCCUACCUGAGCCGCUGCAACUCCUGCAGGGUUGAGAGCGGCUGCUUCAUGGUCUACGAACGUCCCAACUUCAUGGGCCACCAGAUGCUGGCUAGGAGGGGAGAGUACCCCGACAACCAGCGCCUGAUGGGGAUGAGUAUGAGCGACUGCAUCCGCUCCUGCCGUAUGAUCCCCAUGCACAGAGGACCCUUCAGGAUGAGGGUCUACGAGAAGGAGAACUUCGGAGGCCAGAUGAACGAGGUGAUGGACGACUGUGACUCCAUCCAGGAGCGCCUCCGCAUGUCUGACUGCCAGUCCGCUCAGGUGUCCGACGGCCACUGGCUGAUGUACGAGCAGCCCCACUUCAGAGGCAGGAUGAUGUACCUGAGGCCCGGAGAGUACAGGAGCAUGAGAGACAUGGGCAUGGGUCCCAUGGACAUGAGGAUCGGAUCCAUCAGGCGUAUUAUGGACUCCUGUUAGGAAAUCAAAGAGGCUUAUCUAUAAAUAAAGUGAUCUAUAAAGAAGAAUAAAGAGCUUUUAAAUUCCUCAUUUAUGCAAUUUAAAAAAAACAGACAAAACUUGAAGCGCUAUCUCAAAAAUCAGAGAGAAAUUUGUAUGAAUUUGAAGCGUCCUGAAAGCUGCUCUUUGAAUAAAUGUAACCCACAGCCAAGUCAAGAUUUCUUCCACCUAUGAAAUGUCUUUUAUCUUUUAUGAUGCAUUAAAAAUGGAUUUCAAAGGAUGAAAUA